AUGAGUCCAGCAAUUCAGCCACCUUCUCCUGGAAGACAACAGCCAGGAAAUCAUGUACGACCUUUGAGACUUCUGUCCUCAGAGCUCCCAGUCCAACCCAUAAAGAACGGCAAUCAGCAUUACCUGGUCCGGAUGUUGUUGGCCAUCUUGGCCAUCUGGGCACAUGCUGCCUUUGUCUACAACAAUGGAUUCUACACAAACUCUCCCUUCUAUACUGCUACAACAGCAAAAGGAUUCUUUGGAGCUGUUUCACAGCAGAGAGUGAAGAACCUUGGCAGAACUAGCGUGGAGGCUUCUCCCACAUAUGUGGAAAAGGCACAGGAAAAAUUGCUAAAAUCAUGCUUCUUGUCAAAGGCUAUGAAGCACACAGAAGGCCUUGCACCAGUCCACGGUGAGAGCAUCAUGAAGGUCUGCAUAUUCUUCCUUUAUGCUAUGUUACUUCUCCCAGGUAUUGCUGCCAUCAUGCAUCAUGUGAAGUCAUUUCUCAAUCACACAGCAUUCCUGUCCUGCUCUUUUCCAAACUUUCAGAAAAUUGACCUACAGGAUUUAAGAGUUUUUUGGCAAAAAGGGUCUGUUGAAGUUGUGCAUGAAGUAUACUAUGGCCAUGAAAAGCAUGCUAACCUCAGUCCUAAAUAUAUAAAUCGCACCAAGAUGGAUAUGGACAAAUGGACCUUGCAAUUGUUAAAUGCAGGAGUUGUGGAUGAAGGACAGUACACCUGUAUUGUACAGCACAAAGAUAAAGGAUCACCAAAGGUCAUACACACAUCUGAGUGCUUACUGCACAUCAUUGCCAACUAUAGUCAACCUGAGAUAGAAUGGCUGCAUACUGGAGAACUAAAGCCCAACGAGUACUUGAAUCUUUCCUGUUCUUCCAGCGGGGGUUAUCCUGAGCCCAAGCAGAUGUCAUGGAUAGUUUCAUAUGAAAACAAAACACAACGUUUUAUAGCUCACAUGGAUGUCUCACAGGAUGCUGUAACAAAGCUGUACAAGGUUACUAGCAAGCUGGACGUCUCAGUUCCUACAAACACUCCCACUAAUAUUAGCUGCCUACUUUACCUUGGAGAGCAGCUGGAGAGCCUUUUCUCAGUGCCAUUACACAUAGAGAUACAGAGAGAAGAAAUGCAGCAAGUGAAGAUAAAUUUCUUUGCCCCACUUACGGCUGCGUUUAUACUGAUCACACUUCUUCUGGGUUUUGUGAUACUGAAGAACAGAAAUAUCUCAUCUACCAAUCAGAGUGUUGGUCUAGCAGUUUAG
Molecule: messenger RNA, 1254 nt
Organism: Indicator indicator
Lineage: Eukaryota; Metazoa; Chordata; Aves; Piciformes; Indicatoridae
Gene: CD86
Product: CD86 molecule
Exons: 10
Coding region: 1-1254 (417 amino acids)
Biological process (GO): cell surface receptor signaling pathway; negative regulation of T cell proliferation; cellular response to lipopolysaccharide
Cellular component (GO): external side of plasma membrane
Source: RefSeq, a predicted model, not a curated record